This is a messenger RNA of Arabis nemorensis, 663 nucleotides long. NCBI's taxonomy places the organism in Eukaryota, Viridiplantae, Streptophyta, Magnoliopsida, Brassicales, Brassicaceae. The record is from the annotation of a GenBank genome assembly.
AUGGAGUCGGAUUUGACGAAUUCGAUUUGCUUUCGUUUUGGGAACAUUGUUUCAACUGUGAACCUAGAUUGUAAGCUCGACCUCAAAGCUAAAAUCGUUUGGGGCUUGGUUGUUAGGUGUGAUGUGACUGUAUGGAAUCGAACUAAGAGCAAAUGUGAUUCUCUCAUUGGAUUAGGAGCAAAGUACAAGUCUUCCCCUGAAGAAGUGACUGCGGCUUGCGAUGUCACAUUUGCGAUGCUAGCAGAUCCUGAAAGUGCAAUUAAUGCAGAAGAUGUAUUACAACAGAUUGAUGUUGCAUGUGGAAAGAAUGGAGCCGCAUCUGGAAUUAGUUCAGGAAAAGGGUACCCAAUCUUUCACGUUGUAUUUAAGCUUUGCCUCAUUGUUUCUACUGAAUGCUCUUCUAAUGUUUCAAGAUAUAUGCAUUGUGUUAUGUAUGUUGAUGUCUCAACCGUUGAUGUUGCCUCAUCGAUUUUAAUUAGCAAGUGUAUAAAAGAUGCCGGAUCAUCAUUUUUGGAGGCCCCAGUUUCGGGUUCCAAAAAGCCUGUCGAAGAUGGGCUAUUCCUCACAGCAGGUGACAAGCCGCUAUACGAAAAAGUUGCUCCUUUCUUAGACAUCAUGGGAAAGUUUGUUAUGAUAUUUAAUUUAUAUGUAGAUAACUCAUAA